Dunckerocampus dactyliophorus (ringed pipefish) is the source of this 2701-nucleotide messenger RNA. It is a transcript of the gene cpne3, whose product is annotated as copine III. Gene Ontology annotation, molecular function: receptor tyrosine kinase binding; calcium-dependent phospholipid binding. NCBI's taxonomy places the organism in Eukaryota, Metazoa, Chordata, Actinopteri, Syngnathiformes, Syngnathidae. Gene Ontology annotation, biological process: ERBB2 signaling pathway; cellular response to calcium ion. The transcript is spliced from 16 exons. The record is from RefSeq and is a predicted model, not a curated record. Gene Ontology annotation, cellular component: plasma membrane. Bases 160 to 1776 code for a protein of 538 amino acids.
GUCGCACAUCUCUACUACCCAUCAAUGCAACGUUGUGGCAGUUGACAGCAAAAGGGAAGAGCUUGUGGCAGAACCGUAGUUGUUCAGCCACGCCUAGGGGAAAAGAAAUCAUAAUUACCUUUCAUCUGGAUUUGACAGCGUUUAUUAACGCAGUCCAACAUGGCUGCCCAGUGUGUGACCAAGGUGGAGCUGACAGUUUCCUGUGAUAAUCUCCUGGACAAAGACAUCGGGUCCAAGUCGGACCCUCUGUGUGUGCUGCUCAUGAGCACUACGGAUUCGCGCUGGUAUGAGGUGGAACGCACAGAGAAGGUCCAGAAUUGCCUUUGCCCAAAGUUUGCCAAAAAGUUUGUCAUCGACUACUACUUUGAGAUGGUGCAGAAGUUAAAAUUUGGAAUUUAUGACAUUGAUAACAAGACCGUUGAUCUGAGUGAUGACGACUUUUUAGGAGAGCUGGAGUGUACGUUGGGCCAGGUGGUGUCCAGUAGAAAACUGACCCGGCCGCUGGUCUUAAAGAACAAGUCCCCCGCAGGAAAAGGCACCAUCACAAUCGCUGCUGAAGAGAUUAAAGAUAACAGGGUGGCCAACUUGGAGGUGGAGGCAAGGAAACUGGAUAACAAGGAUUUUUUCGGGAAGUCUGACCCGUAUCUGGAAUUCUACAAGCAGACCCCAACCGGAUGGCAGCUGGCUCACAGGACCGAGGUGGUAAAGAACAACUUGAAUCCCACGUGGAGACCCUUCCGAAUCCCCCUGCAGUCUCUCUGUGGAGGAGACCUGGACAAACCUAUAAAAGUGGACUGUUUUGAUUAUGACAACGAUGGCUCACAUGACCUAAUUGGGACCUUUGAGACCACGAUGACACGCCUUCAGGAAGCAGCACGCACCUCUCCGGCUGAAUUCGAAUGCAUCAACAGUAAAAAGAAGCAAAAGAAGAAAGGCUACAAGAACUCCGGCAUUGUGAGCGUGAAACAAUGCCAGGUGGUGAAGGAAUACACUUUCCUGGAUUACAUCAUGGGAGGCUGUCAGCUCAACUUCACUGUUGCAGUGGACUUCACUGGUUCCAAUGGGGACCCGAGGUCACCCCAGUCCCUGCAUUACAUCAGCCCACAGGGGGUCAACGAGUACCUCUCAGCGAUCUGGUCUGUAGGCAACGUCAUCCAGGACUAUGACAGUGACAAGAUGUUUCCUGCUUUUGGCUUUGGGGCGCAGAUCCCCCCAACAUGGCAGGUUUCCCAUGAAUUUCCACUCAAUUUCAAGCCCACCAAUCCAUUCUGUGCAGGUGUUGAAGGGAUCGUGGAGGCCUACAGGGUUUGCCUGCCCCAGGUCAGACUUUAUGGCCCCACCAACUUCUCGCCAAUCAUCAACCACGUAGCGUGCUUUGCACAGCAAGCCCUGCAGCAGAGCACUGCGUCUCAAUACUUUGUGCUGCUCAUCAUCACCGAUGGCGUGAUCACAGACAUGGACGACACCCGCAACGCCAUCGUCAACGCGUCACGUCUGCCCAUGUCCAUCAUCAUUGUGGGAGUGGGUGGGGCUGACUUCACCGCCAUGGAGUUCCUGGACGGAGACGAUGGGCGUCUUCGCUCUAUGACAGGCGAGGCGGCCAUGCGAGACAUUGUCCAGUUUGUACCAUUCAGGCAGUUUAAAAAUGCCCCGAAAGAAGCGCUGGCAAAGAGCGUGCUGGCCGAAGUUCCAGGCCAGCUGGUGGAGUUUUGCAAUGUCAUGAAGCUGGGUCCACCCAACACCAGUCCUGCCCCGAACCCUGCAGGUACCAUCUGAUGCAACAACAGCAAACACGUCAGGGUUCCCCACCAGAUCCUGCAAAACCACACACUCCAAAAUAUUGACCAAUCUAUUUUUAGAACACUUCAUUGCCAAUAUUUUUAUACAGUGUUUCCCACAGGACUGCAAUGUAUUUGUGGAGGUGGCAGGUUGACAAAGUUGCAUAAUUGGCCAUGACACAAAAGCACAAAAAAUGUCCAAAAAUACAAAUGAAUUUUCUUCUGUUGCUUUUUUUUGGCAAUUUUGGGGGUAUCAAAUCAAAUCAAAUGUAUUGUGCUUAGGAGCGAGGGCAAACAGGUAGCACCAACGCCACAAAUAAAAAAUGACUGUAUGGGAAACACUGGUUUAAAUUCUUACUAUGCUGCUGUUUGCUCAAGCGCUUACAUCCAAGGAGUCCGUAUGUGUUCAACUUUGACAUAUCACAAGAACAUAAAAGGUCACCUAGGUGUCAAUUACCCUGCAAAUCCAUCCACAACGCUCUUUUCUUUAUAGAAGUAUGAUAUAGCUGUUCUCAUGUUAAGUUGUUUUAGUCAGCAAAAUGCCAAAUGAUGUAUUUUUAAUGCUGAUUUAGAAGAGGUAUAUUAUCCAAUAUCGUCGCCAUAAUAAUGGAAGUUUACUGCUGUGCCUGUAUUACCAAUUCCGACAGUAUCAUCUGUACUUACUACCAAUCCUGUACAUGUCCUCCUCACACCCGCUAACAGCGUCUCAGGAGGACCUCAUAUAGGUAGAAGACAUUACAAAUCAGUAUUAAUAUACCGUAGACAUGUUUAUCUUGAAUUAAAAAUGAAAUAAAGCUAUUCUACACUGUUUGCGCUUCAUGGUGGUGGUAUGGUAAUUGUACAUGCUGCUGCUUUAUUACAGAAAAGAUAUAUACUUCAACAGUAUCUUUGGAAAUAAAUAAUGGAAGCAUUUCCAGAAGUUU